CAGGACCUCCAGACACACCAUAUGAAGGUGGAUGAUAUCAGCUAGAGAUAAAAAUACCAGAAACAUAUCCAUUUAAUCCUCCUAAGGUCCGGUUUAUCACUAAAAUAUGGCAUCCUAAUAUUAGUUCCGUCACAGGGGCUAUUUGUUUGGAUAUCCUGAAAGAUCAAUGGGCGGCAGCAAUGACUCUCCGCACGGUAUUAUUGUCAUUGCAAGCACUGUUGGCAGCUGCAGGACCAGAUGACCUCCAGGAUGCAGUAGUAGCAAAUCAGUACAAACAAAAUCCUGAAAUGUUUAAGCAGACAGCUCGACUUUGGGCACAUGUGUAUGCUGGAGCACCAGUUUCUAGUCCAGAAUACACCAAAAAAAAAAAAAAAAUAGAAAAUCUGUGUGCUAUGGGCUUUGAUAGGAAUGUAGUAAUAGUGGCCUUGUCUUCAAAAUCAUGGGAUGUAGAGACUGCAACAGAACUGCUUCUGAGUAACUGAGGCAUGGGAGCUGCUGCCAGCCAAGCUCACCUCUUCUUGAGGAGCACCAACAUCUGUUAUUUUUAGGAUUCUGCAUAAAUUUCUUUUAAACUGGCAUUCUUGCCUGAUGAUGUUAUCUAGGCACCAUUGGAGACUGCAA
Molecule: messenger RNA, 621 nt
Organism: Microtus oregoni (creeping vole)
Lineage: Eukaryota; Metazoa; Chordata; Mammalia; Rodentia; Cricetidae
Product: ubiquitin-conjugating enzyme E2 K-like
Exons: 2
Coding region: 180-482 (100 amino acids)
Molecular function (GO): protein binding
Source: RefSeq, a predicted model, not a curated record